Molecule: messenger RNA, 1092 nt
Organism: Colletotrichum higginsianum IMI 349063
Lineage: Eukaryota; Fungi; Ascomycota; Sordariomycetes; Glomerellales; Glomerellaceae
Product: CobW/HypB/UreG
Exons: 1
Coding region: 1-1092 (363 amino acids)
Cellular component (GO): cytoplasm
Source: RefSeq, a predicted model, not a curated record
AUGGCGCCGAUUCCUAUCACCAUCAUCACCGGUUUCCUCGGUUCCGGCAAGACGACGCUGAUUCUCAACCUCCUCCCCCAGCUUAAGGCCGCGAACCCGUCGUACAAGCUUGCUCUCCUCAAAAACGAGUUCGGGGACUUGGCCGUUGACUCGCAGCUGGCCUCCUCCAACGCCAUCUCGGGCGUGCAGGAGCUUCUCAACGGCUGCAUCUGCUGCAACCUCGUCGGCCAGCUGAGCGUCGCCCUCGCCGAGCUGCACUCGACUGUCCACCCUGACCGCAUCGUCAUCGAGACGAGCGGCUCCGCAUUCCCCGCGACCCUGGCCCUUGAGGUCAAUCGUCUCGCACGCGAGACGGGCAACUACACUCUCGACGGCGUCAUCAGCGUCAUCGACACUGAAAACUGGAAGGGCUACGAGGACACGAGCUAUACGGCGCGCAUCCAGGCCAAGUACACGGACCUGAUAGUCUUCAACAAGUGGGAGCUCUGCUCUGAGGACCGUUUCGACGAGGUUCUCGACAGGGUGGGCGACCUCGAGGUUGACAUCCCAUGGGUCAAGAGCAAGAAGGGCUGGGUCGGUGCCGAUCUCGUCUUCGGCGUGGAUGGAGGCCUUGCGCAAGGCCUGACGGAGGACCACACGCAAGACCACGAACACGAGGGGGAAAGCCACUCGCACGACCACCAGACCGAGGUCGAGGUUCUAUCGGUCGAGCUGAAAGGGUCCAAGGACGCCGCCGUCAACGCGGACAAGCUGCAGAGCCUGCUGCGCACCGCGCCGAAGGACGAGGUGUACCGCAUAAAGGCUGUUCUGACCGCGUCGUCUACGGUGAGGGACUCUGACGAGGAUGCCCAGAUUCCCACGCCACCUCACCCUAAGUCGCGGUAUAUUCUUAACUGGGCGUUCGGUCGGUGGACUUUCACGCCCAUCGCCGAGGGCAAUGCCGAGCAUGCUUCAAGUGAAGGAGCUCUUCUGCGCAUGACCAUGAUCCUGGGGAGAUACGAGAGCAACAAGUGGAAGAAGAAGCUCGAGACCGGCUCGUUCCUCGAGGUCGAGGGUGGCGAGGGCGAGUUGGUGGUUUCGAAGAUCCUAUGA